CACGACGAUUCUGGUCUGGAGCGGAGGUGUGUGUCGAUUUUUUGCUGAUAUUUUUCCAGGUGUUUUGCAGAGUGGGCGACCACUUAUCUUCAUGAAAAGAGCAUCGUAUUGAGGGGAUGACAUCUGGCUGACCGCCGCCAUGUUUUCCGUUCGGAUCGUAACGGUCAAUCACUACCAGGCCCAGCCAAUCAGAGACCUGGAUGUGGCCUACUCGGACUUCCGGGGGUCGGAGGUCAAGCAGGUGCCGGUUCUGCGCGUAUUUGGAGCCACGCCCCUCGGUCAGAAGACAUGCCUACACAUCCACGGCGUCUUCCCGUACUUCUACGUGAAAUGCGGCCCGCAGGAGUUCGCAACCGACAAGGACCUGCGGCAAUUUGCCACCAGCCUAGACCUGGCCCUGCAGGUUGCUAUGGGGAAGGCGUCUGGUAACACGCAGCACGUCUUUAAAGUUGUCGGCGUGCAGGCAGUGCCAAUGUAUGGCUACCACAGCAGAUCACGUCGCUUUCUCAAGGUCUAUUUCUAUAAUCCGCUCAUGGUGAAAAGAGCCGUUGAGCUGCUACAGAGCGGAGCCGUCAUGAACAAAGUAUUUCAACCUCACGAGGCCCACAUUCCAUUCAUCCUACAGUUUUUUAUCGACUACAACCUGUAUGGCAUGAACUUGAUUCACCUUGCGGCUGUCAAGUUCCGUAGAGAAAAAAACGAGAAUGAUGAUCGAGAUACGCCCGGAUCUCACAGUGAGACUAGUUCAACGGACACACAGCCCGUUAACCUGAGCUCAGUACUGAGUGCUAGCACUAUCAGCUCACAGAGAUGGGGUAAAGAAAACAUUCCAAGUGGCUUACUAUUAGACGCUGAAAUUCAGAAGCAGAGUGUAUGUGAACUGGAAGUUGAUGCUGUGGCAAUCGACAUUCUGAACCGUCAUGAACUACAAGGAAAUACUGAAAUGAACCCUGGCCUUCUUGCUAUCUACAAUGAGGAGAAGGAGAGGAGAGAGGUCAAGGGUCAACUGGAUGAUCUCCACCCCCCAGCGUCUCCAGAUCGAGGAGUUAUAGAAGAUACAGACAGCGAGGUGCAUGGCAAAGCAAGACUGGCCGAUAUUAUACAGAAACAACUCGAUGAAUUGAGGGUGUUGGCCGGAGAUGCUGGAGAUGAUGACAAUGAAAGCCUUCUUCAUGACACGUUGGCUGAGCCGUCGUUGACUGCCAGCCAGCUCAUUGUCCACGACUCCCAGUAUGCAGGCGAUGAAGACUCGAUUUCAAACCCGGAGGAGGAAUCUCAGCCUGUGGUCAAUGAAGAGCUGGUCCAGUCGCUGGUGGAGGCUUCUCAGCGCAGCAGCCAGUACUCCCAACAAGCAGGUGGGGAUGAUGAAGAUUUAGCCCAGUUGCUGGUGGACCUGGCUCAGGACGGUGGUCCGUCCCCAGAAGACGGCAGCAUCCUGUCCAGCCAGGACACGCAGGAUGAGCAGAGACAGGAGGAGCAGAACAAGGAUGAGGACGAGGAUGCCAGAGAGUCCUUAGAGAUGUCCCAAGCUUGGGAUGAUGGUUCUGAUGGGGAGGAUACUGUGGAAGAAAGCACAACUCAUGACAUAUCAGCCAGUGAGGAAGACACACAGGACAGCCAAGCUGUCACUAUUCCUCAAUUUGACGGGGGCUCCGAUGAAAAACAAGAACCAGCAAAGAAGAAAAGUCUUGGCAUUAAAAGGCAACUUCCCAAGGUCGCUCCCAACUUGCAUCAAGAUGCUCUGGGAAGCCAUGCCGCAACGUUCAGUCCCUUUCCGCCCCAGAUCAAAACCUACUCCCACAAAAAGCAGCUUCUGUCCAGUCCAGGAAAGGCUUGGGUCAAUACAGGUCUGGCAUCCUCUGACACACGGGAAAUGCAAAAAUCUGUCUUUCAGCGUGCUAGAAAACUUGCCCAGAAACCAGGCAUCCGGAAGAAAACCGGAACACCACCUGGGGUUGUGAAUCUCCACAAGGUCCCAAAGAAACCAGUGGAAGUCAGACCUGCUGCUGCAUCGAAAUCCAAACGGAGAAGAAUCUUAUCAGGAGCUUCUUUGAAAACGCAGUGGCUGCAGGAACUUGCUCGGGAUAAACUGUUGUCCAAAGAUCCUGGAGCUAUCCGGAGCCAAUCUUCUUCUGAAUGGAAGGUGGUAGAAAAAGUCACCCAAGGGAGGAGUUCGGCAAACCACAUCCCUCCAGGAAAUGUUCAGGUGGAAGCUUCUUUGGUGAGGGAUCCCGCUUCUGACACUAAUACUGCUCCACAACAUCAAGCAGGCUCAUCCAAACUACACCUUGUAAAAGUGCCUUACACAGCAGGCCAAACCCAUUUCAAAGGAUGUGAGGAGCUUAAAGGAUAUUCUAGUGUCGGUGAUGUGAAGAAGGACCCUAUGUGGAACCCUGUUGUUAUGCUCAUGAAGUGCCCAAUCGAAACUGACUCCAAGGGAAGAAUCACCUGUUCUGGAACCAGCUUACCGCAACAGCAAUUAGAACAGAUCCGGAAGGAAAAUCUAAAAGCUAUGCCAUUCCGUCGCAGCAGCUUCUCAAGGAAGAUUGUACCCCCAAAAAAGUUUAUGGACGAGCAGUACUGGAUGGACCAGAUAGAGAAAGCAUCCAAACAGAAGACUUUAGAACAACUUGGCAGCUCUCCUCAAAAGUUAAACACUGGUUCGACACCCAAAAUAAAGCGCAGACGCCCUCAUAAACAAAUCGAGGAGACAGCAGAGAAGGAUAGGGUUCAAGUGACAGUCCCAGACAAAUCAGAGGUGCAGAGGGAAGAUGCGUCAGAAAUUGCCAAAGAACCACCGUGCUUGAUGUCACCAGCUCAACUUGCAAGCGUUAAGGACAAUCUUCCAAUGCCAGUCUUGGAGAAGAUAGCAGCCGUAGGCAAUGGAAUUCCUGCUCAGCAGACAUGUCCUGAAAAGCAGACAGUCGUCACAAAGACAAAGGCCAUGCUUCAAGAGAAGUACUACAAGAGUUUAAACUCCUCUGACAAACACAGAAAAUUGAGUAGGAAAGGCUCACACGGCAAACUUUUCUCAGAGAGAGAUGCCAAGAGGUAUGGGAUGCUCUCAAGAACUUUUAACAAACUCAGUUUGACUCCUCAAGAACCUUGUGGAGAGCCAUCAUGUAUAACAAACUCAGAAGCUGCACAAAGCACAGCUGUGGAUCCUGGAAUCUCCAAAUCUGAGACUUCCAGCCCUGUCACUUCAGUAAUUCCAACAAGUAGUAGUAUCAGUAAUUUUGCAAUGACGACCACGCCAUCUAGUCAUUUGUUGGGGGUAGGUUUAUCUCCAGGCCAAAGUAGCAGUUUCACGGCACUCUUUGAACCGUUGGAAACUACCAAGCAGAUUAAGAAGAGCAGUCCAGGUUCUAGGAAACGCCGAGGGAGUGACAGCAGUGAUGACUGGGCUGAGAGGCGGAAAAGUCACAAACGAAAAAGCAGUCAAGGCUCCAACAGUAACGAGGACCCGUGGAUGUUCGGCAGGACCUACGGCUUUCGUAAGAGGGAGAGAAUCAGCUACGAUGAAGGCGAUUUUCCCGACGUCGGGUUUGAGAUCAUGUGUUGGUCAGAUGAAGAGGACUCCGUAGAGCUUCUCCCACAGAGGUCUCAUAUGCACUCGGAGACAAGAACUACCGAGUUGCUGCCAGAGCCUCAGCCACAUCAACAGUCACAACCACUCUCAGAACCGCGUAGGUUUGAUAAAACAAUGAAAUCCAGCAGCUCUGUUCUCCUGGCCUGCAAUCAAACAGCAAAAGCAGUACAGGAGCAGCAACAGAGUCCCCCACGUAAAAGAGGACGCCCCUGUGGUAGCAAAAAAAAAUCCAAACUCCUCAGUAGUCCCUCAUCAAGACACAAGCAGCACUUGUCCUUCACCGUUGACUCAUUACCAUACAUAGGUUCAAAGCCGGAUAAAAGUCGAAUUGGAACAAUGCCAACUACAGCGAGCAAUGGCGAAAAUCAAAUUAAAACUCACAACACCAACUUGGAACCAACCAUGUAUACCAAUAAUGUAAAACACAGUUUAAGCCAGAUGGAACCAGUUUUCACCACUACUAGCAGUAGUACAACGCAAAGCACCAGCCGGAUGGAACCAGUUCCAACCACACCUAGCAAUGGCACAAAGCACACCAACUGGAUGGAACCAGCUUCAACCACCACUGGCAAUUGUGCAACGCACAACAACAGCUUGAUGGAACUUGCGCAAACCAGAUCAGCGAAGCCAAUCAUGAUUACCGCCACUAGCCACAGCUCAUUGGGUGGACCAUUGCCAUCCAUACCCACAGCUACCCAAGCCAAGGUGGUUCAGUCAGAUACCAGGCAAUCACCUGUGACCAAGGCAACUGAUAGCCAGUUGUCCACAAGUGUCUCCACAAAUGACCAACACCGGCCUCGCUCUAGACCUGAACCUGUCCCUACCACUGUGAAUGGGCAUCAUUCCAGCAUCCAUGAUGACGACAGUGAGCCCACUCUCUACAGGGACGCCAUGUGGAACCUGGGUUACUUUUCUCCCCACAGAAAUGAAAGAGAGGGCUCACCGCCCAGGUGCUGGUCACCAAGUAUCGACAGGGAUAGCUCAAGGAGGGCACAACAUGCUUCUGAAGGCAUUGUUGAGAUAACCCCUAAGCAUAAACCCUCCAAGGUACAGAAGCCUUGGGAAAGAAUGAAACUGAUCGAUCAAAAGAAAGAGUCUAAGAAGAAAGCCGCAGAUACCAACAGGGGGAAGUCGCAGAGUGGUACUGCUGGCUUGAAGGGGAAGAAUCAAACAGAUUACACGCAGCUGAAUACCUCCAACUCCAGGACCUCCAACAGUAGAAGCAGGAGUCCAGAGUCUAAACAUUUGUGCAAUACUGACAAUUUUGAUGAAGGUGAACCGGUGAGAAGUGAAACUUUUGAGGACAAGCAAGAAAACAAGAUGGAAGUUGACCAAACUAAGGCAGAUGUCACAAGUGAAGAACAGAAAGAAAGUACACACACAGACGGCCACAGAGGCGUGGAAGCUUCCCGUCAGGAAGAAGCAAGGAAUGGCUUUACCUCCUGUGGGAACUCGCAUCCUGAUGACUUGGCCAACGAAAACAAUUACAAAACUGAAACUGGCAAUAACGAAAUCCCAAUCCUGAGCUCAGAAAGAGCCGACAAAACAUCUAACCCUACUUCAUCUCAAACCAAGCCAGGUGACUCUCCAGAGUUGAACAACACUCUAAACUCCUGUACAACUCUCAAGGAAGCUGAUGUCGAUGUUGGAGGUACUCAUGAGGAGAGAAAGGAAGUUGCAUUGGGUAGUGUACAAAGUAGCAGAGUGGCCUUUUCUGAGAAAACCGAACAGUCUAGCCCUGUACAACUCUCACUUGAUUCUAAUGAUACAACUAAUGUCUUGGCAUCAGUCGUUGGGGUUAAAAAUCUGGAAAAGAAUCAAUCGGUGGACGUGUUGACAAAUCUGACUGCAACUCAGAAUGGGGUAACUGCUGUCACUGAAAAUGCAUCUCCUGAUGAUAGUGCAUUAAUGUUUGCGGAGGACAGUGAAGCAUCAACCCCAAGCCCAGACACAAAGAAAGCGGCAUCAUUACAUCCAUCUCAUCCAGAAGUUGCCAAAAUGUCACAGAGUGCUGGUCAUUCAGAUGGUUAUAUGACCUGCGUUCACGGCCAAGCCCAGAUGCCUCAGAGAAAGAGUCUGGAUGACUGUGCUAAUUCCUCUGCGAUGUCUGAUAUUCAGACCUCCGACUUGGAUUCAAGUUCCUCUGCCACAGGGUCUGAACUUCUUUCCAAGCCGAGUUCUGGUACCGAAGCGGAACACAGACCCCUGUCACCGGAUGUGAAGGCCUUGGGUGAUGGAGGCACUCCAAAUGCCAGGAGUCUCAGUUCGUCCUCUGAUGACAUCACACCAGCACAGAGGUUGCGCAGAUCUCCCAGCCAAGAAGUGGAAGAAGAGGAUAGCGAUAACAUCUGUAACAUGUCCCACGGCUCCAGCAGCACAGGUGCAUCAUUGUCACUAGACAUGUCUCUGAUCAUCAGCCGUGUACCUUCCAUUUCCCCAACCAGAGAAUUACUAGAGUCAGAGAGAAGCUCCUUGCAACAGGACCCACCUGGAUCCCCGGAAGCUGUUCAAGAGAAGAUCACCAAAGAUUAUCAAAAGACAGAACAGAAGGCAAGUUCUGUGUCCGAGACAGCAGAUCAUUGGAGCCAAUUUGGGGAAUCAUCGGGUGCUCUUGAUUUGUCUCAAGACACAUGGAGUACACAAGAUGCAGUCUUGAAAGAAACAGGAUCAGAUCAUCAAAGGAGUCGACAUCCAUCUGAUCAUGUCCUAAUGGAUGAUGGAAGUCUGACACCCACUUUGAUUUCGGGUAAACAAACAGAUUCUUCUGGUCUCAGUGCAUGCAGCUUUAGUGAAAUCAGAAUCACAUGUGCAAGGACACUUAAGAAUGGCUCAGUUGCUGUUGGGGAAGACCAGACUAAAAGGCAUCUCCUAUCGGGCAGCAACAGUGAUGAUUCUGAUACGUUUUCACAGCUUGUCUGUCCGGAAACUCCUUCACCAAGAGCCUCACUUGAUCCUCACAGGUCCUCCCAGAAAAAGCCCUGUUCACAGUCAGAUACCCCAUCCUCUGGCAGACCGAUACCAGUCACAAAUGAAAGCAAGACACAGAGAUAUCUAUCAUCUCCGGCCGUUGAAAAGUUAACAGUGAGCAGCACAGGUGAUGCCUGCGAAGAGCCCUUGAACCUUUCGUCCCCAACAAAGAAGGAAUCAGCACUCAAGUUGAAUUCGCCCAGUUCUCCAAGAAUUGUUGAAGAGGCUGACUCAGAUGAAGAGGUGGAGGCAAUGGAGAUUGACUUGUCUCAAGAGGAGAGUGGAAGCCUAAACCUGUCUACGCGACACUCUCCAUCAUACCAGGUAAGGGAGUCACAUGAGCAGUCCCAACAUCCAGAAGAUAUUAGGCAUCUCCACAGAGACAGAGAAGCUACAGAUAGGACCUCUACCGCGACUAAGUCUGAAUGGUCCUCAUCACUUAGUGGUGAAGAUCCCACUGUUUACUCUGGUCAUCAUUUUCAGCCGCCUGCACACUCGGACAGCACUGUAACAAAGAAGACUGCCAUCAAUCAAACUUCUCAGCCAGGUCGCAACGACGAAAGUCUAACUUCACCACCAAGUACGGACCAGACACAAACAUCUGCCUUGCACCAAGAUUCCCUGUUGUCUACAAGGGAAAUACCAGUAUCCUCGGCAUUCUCUGCUCACCCUAGUCAGCAAACAGACAGAGGCCAUCAGCACAAGAAUAACACCCAUCCAGUAGAAGAUGAUGUAGAGGAUAAGGCUGUCCAAAACCAGGCUCAUGACAGCUCACAAAGUACUCCAGUCUACCCAGGACCUCCACUAGCAUCCUCUCUAGAAAGCGAUAACCAAAACACUAAUCAGACGCAAAACACACAUCAGACUACCUCCAGAGCAGAAGAAAUGCCAAACCUGACGUCGUUUACGGAGGCAAAGAGCACAAUUUGGACACCUUCACAUUGUCCCCCAAGUGCUGAGAUGGUGCGGGCAUCUCUGCAAGAGUAUGGCCUGCCUCAGUUCCACCACCAGAGGGCAUUUUGCGGGAAUCCAGAUGACGCACACCAUCCAAGUAAACCUGGUGUGCACAAUGAUGGUCAUCUACAGAGCAACCUCCCAUCCCGCCUCCCCGAGGCAGAGAGUAGACUCUCCCAGACUGGCCUCGGCCAAUGGCAGGCCAACCUGAUGGCCCUGCAGCCACACCCCUUGCUGUCGGCUAGCAAUGUGGCCCCCGAACCUGGAUUAAAAGCUGCAUUGCUCGGGGAAGCUGAUGCUGUGAUCACGCCUUGUAGAUCUCCGCCGAGCUGUGCGUUGGUUCGGACUUGGUUGGAGGAUAAAAACGACAAGCGCCCUGAAGAUGCGAAAUAUGGUGACAAAGAAACCAAUGGCACACAGCUAGCUGAAAAGCCAGUCAAGGAAAAGGUAACUCGUUUUGAUCCUGCCAAUAAGACCUCCAGCUCUAAAGGCCCCAGUCAAGGCUUCCCUGAAGAAGUCUCACAAUCAAAUCAGGAUAGGAGGCAAAGUGCAGCGUCUGCGACACAGGCUUGCCAACAAUUGCAAGACGAACCAUCCACCUCUAAGAUACAAACACCAAAGGGAUAUUUACCCCACUGGCAAAAGAACAGCACACCUUCAACCAAACCCGACUCUACCCCACAAGGAGGCUCCCCGUUUUCCAGCCCCACCCCUUGGAAAAAGAACAGCAUUCAGCCCCGAUUGAGCACGCCGGGGACUAACCCAUUAUCCAGGAGGGGGAGCAGCCAGCCUCAGCACAGUACCCCUCUGAGAGUCGACCCAGGGACAGUGGAAGCCAGUUUGCCACUCACCCCCAUCAGUGGAUGGAAGCGACCCUUGGAUCCAUCCUCAGCAGGUGGAUCCAGAGAAAGGCAUCCUUCCUCAUCCAGCAUGAGACAGACGUUGCUCUUCACUCCAAAAGAGAGCUCUGGAGUCGGCGGGCCAGGCCGGGAGAUGUCUCAAAUAGAAGGAGCCACGCCCAGCAACACGUGCGGCUUCAAGAUGCCACAGCUGAACAUGCAGGAUGCCAAGACGAUGCAUGAGGUGCAGCAUCUGACUGUCCUGAGCUUGGAGCUUCACGUUAAGACCCGACGUGACUAUUGCCCAGACCCUGACUUUGAUCCCAUCCGAGCUUUGUUCUAUAGUAUCCAGCAUGACAAGCCAGUGCAAGACAGUGCAGGGUGCAGCCAGCAAGAUGAUGGUUUCAUCCAUGGCGUCGUCAUCGUUGACGACAGUAACCAUGGCAACGGAGGCGGCGCAUCCACCUCAUCCAGUGCUCAGGCCUCCCUGGCCCACGCUGGCAUCAGCAACGUCUUCAUCAAAUGGGUUGCCACGGAAACGGACCUGCUGGAUGAACUCUUGGCCAUCAUCAGGAAGCACGAUCCAGACAUCUUGGUGGGCUAUGAAGUCCAGCAGCUUUCCUGGGGCUAUCUGCUGCAACGAGCUGCCUUCCUGGACAUGGACCUGUGCACCCAGAUCUCAAGAUUACCUGACUUCAAGAAGGAGAGUAGUUUCUCGGCGGAGCGGGAUGCGUACGGAGCGGACCACCAAUCGGAAAUCAACAUCGCAGGCCGCAUCACUCUGAACCUGUGGCGGCUCAUGAGACACGAGGUGGCCCUGACUAACUACACGUUUGAGAACGUUGCGUUCCACGUCCUGCAUCAACGUGUGCCUCUCUUCACCUUCCGUAAACUGACCGACUGGUUCGACCACCGAAAUGCGCAACUAUUCAGAUGGCGAGUGAUAGAGUACUACUCAGUCAGGGUCCGUGGAUCUCUCAAACUUCUCCAUCAGUUGGAUUUGAUCGGCCGGACCAGCGAGUUAGCCAGGGUCUUUGGCAUUCAGUUCUACUCGGUGCUCUCCAGGGGAUCACAGUUUCGCGUUGAGUCCAUGAUGUUGAGGACAGCGAAACCACAGAACUACGUUGCCAUGUCACCCAGCGUGCAACAACGCUCAAGAAUGAAGGCACCGGAGUGCAUCCCGUUGGUCAUGGAGCCUGAGUCUCGUUUCUAUCAGGAUCCUGUCAUCGUGCUGGAUUUCCAGUCUCUCUAUCCUACCAUGAUGAUUGCUUAUAACUACUGCUACUCUACGUGCCUCGGACGCUUAGAACACAUUGCCAAUGGUGGGGAGUAUGCCCUGGGAUGUGGCUCUCUGUCUGUCUCCGUGUCCCAACUCAAGAAACUCUACCAGUCUGACAGCCUCCACGUCUCCCCCAACGGCAUCGUGUUUGUCAAGCCCAGUGUCCGCCGUGGUGUCCUACCAAUGAUGUUGGAGCAAAUUCUCAAACUCCGUCUCAUCGUCAAGAAGUCUCUCAAGGACUUUAAGGAUGACAAGACGCUACAUCGCAUGUUGAACAGCCGACAGCUGGCUCUUAAGUUGAUAGCCAACGUCACCUACGGCUACACAUCGGCAAACUUCUCUGGGCGAAUGCCAUGCAUCGAGGUUGGUGACAGCGUGGUGAGAAAGGGACGUGAGACACUGGAGAGAGCCAUUCAUAUGGUGGAAAGCACUAAGAAGUGGGGAGCCAGAGUGGUUUAUGGGGACACGGAUAGCAUGUUUGUGUUGGUUGAAGGAGCGAGCAAGGAGCGUGCCUUUGAGGUCGGGAGGGAGAUCCGAGAUGCUGUCACGGCUGCCAAUCCCAAACCGGUCAAACUCAAACUGGAAAAGGUUUAUCAUCCGUGUGUCUUGCAAUCCAAGAAGCGUUACGUUGGCUACAGCUACGAAUCGCCUGACCAGGUUGAGCCCGAGUUUGAUGCUAAGGGGAUUGAGACAGUACGCAGAGAUUCCUGUCCUGCGGUUGGCAAGAUUCUUGAGAGAGCCCUGAAGAUCCUCUUCACCACGCGGGACGUGUCCCAGAUCAAGCAGUACGUCCAGAAACAAUUCCAGAAGAUUCUGGACGGCCAGGCCACCAUGCAGGACCUGGUCUUCGCCAAGGAGUAUCGCGGCAAGCAUACGUACCGGCCGGGAGCCUGCGUACCGGCACUGGAAAUCAGCAGACGGCUUCUUGCAGUCGAUCGCCGUGCCGAGCCUCGCGUUGGUCAGCGCGUACCCUACGUCAUCGUACACGGUAGCCCGGGGUUACCCCUCAUACAGCUAGUACGUACCCCUGGUCAAGUUCUACAGGAUCCUAGCCUGCGACUGAACACCACCUAUUACCUGACCCGUCAACUGGUACCCACCCUGAACCGAGUCUUUGGCCUAUUGGGCGUGGACACCAUGCAGUGGUACCAGGAACUCCCUAGGUGGCAUAGGGUUAAUACACUCCACCAGCUUGGGACACCAGGGAAAAAGGGAACUAUCUCGCAGUACUUCGUCAGUCUUAACUGCGUCAUCUGCGAGAAGGUUACCAAGGAGAGCCUGUGUAGUGACUGUAAGGCCAAGGGUCAAGUCACGGCUACUGCCCUCUUGAGCCGAGUCCAGCAGUGGCAGUCAAUCCAGCAAGACAUGGCCAAGAUUUGCGCUAGCUGCUGCAACUUCAAGGAACAAGACACAUCUAGCUGUGUGUCUUUAGACUGUCCAAUCAUGUUCAAGACCAACAAGCUAGCCAGACAACUGGGCCAGGCACCCUACUACCUGCAGCUUCUAGAUGGCCUGUGAGGAUUGGUCAAUUGUGUGGAGAUUUGCCUUGUUUUGGACUUAAUGUCCAAUCAGGGGCGUGCUAUAAUUGCAGGCACCACACUACCUGCAGCUUCUAGAUGGCCUGUGAGGAUUGGUCAAUUGUGUGAAGAUUUGGUUUUGUCUGAACUUACUGUCCAAUCAGGUGCGUGCUACAAGCACUGCUAACUACCUUGGUCUUAUGAAAGGUCAGUGAGGAUUGGUCUGUUGGUUGACCAUAACAAGUAGUGGUGUGAUAUCGUUAUCCAAUCAGGUACAUUCUUAUAUUUAUUGGAUCAUACCUCACUGAAUCACCUGCAGUGUUUUAAAAUGAUUGCAAGAAACAGUUCAUAAUUUUGACAAAAGUACUAAAUGUUUUGAUCUUUUUUAUUUUUUUGGCCAAUCAUUGUCAGCGUUACUGAAAUAUCAGGGACAAUUAUCUUACACGCCACAUUGUCUCAAAGACUCCUUGGGAUUGGCCAGGUGUACAAACUAUUGUUGUACAGGGUUGUAUUUUAGCCAAUCAGAAUUGUGCUACUGAAAUUGUUAGCAUGAAUCAGACAAUGCACAACUCAAAAAAAUCAACUGUAAUAAUUAACUGAUCUUAGGACAAUUUUGAAAAAUUGCCACUUAUAUAUUCCGGAACUA
This is a messenger RNA of Patiria miniata (bat star), 11791 nucleotides long. RefSeq names its product DNA polymerase zeta catalytic subunit-like. The transcript is spliced from 36 exons. Lineage: Eukaryota; Metazoa; Echinodermata; Asteroidea; Valvatida; Asterinidae. The coding region runs from base 140 to 11146 and encodes 3668 amino acids. The record is from RefSeq and is a predicted model, not a curated record. Gene Ontology annotation, cellular component: zeta DNA polymerase complex; nucleus. Gene Ontology annotation, biological process: double-strand break repair via homologous recombination; error-prone translesion synthesis. Gene Ontology annotation, molecular function: DNA-directed DNA polymerase activity; nucleotide binding; DNA binding.